AUGCUGCUGGUCCUGCUCACCGCAGCCCUGCUGGCCCUGAGCUCCGCUCAGAGAUAUGGUCAAGGUCGUCCAGUGAAGAGAGCCAGGAACACGGUCCUCACCAGAGACCCCCGCAACACGGACCCCCGCAACAUGGACCCCCACAACACGGACCCCCGCAACACGGACCCCCUCAACACGAGACCCCCGCAACAUGGACCCCAACAAGGACCGCAACAAGGACCCCAACAACAGAGACCCCCACAACAGGGAGGCCCCCAGCAGGGACCCCAACAACAGGGACCCCAACAACAGAGACCCCCCCAGCAGGGACCCCCACAGCAGGGAGGCCCCCAGCAGGGACCCCCACAGCAAGGAGGCCCCCAGCAGGGACCCCCCCAGCAGGGACCCCCACAGCAGGGACCCCCACAGCAGGGACCCCCCCAGCAGGGACCCCCACAGCAGGGACCCCCACAGCAGGGAGGCCCCCAGCAGGGACCCCCACAGCAAGGAGGCCCCCAGCAGGGACCCCCCCAGCAGGGACCCCCACAGCAGGGACCCCCACAGCAGGGACCCCCCCAGCAGGGACCCCCACAGCAGGGACCCCCACAGCAGGGACCCCCACAGCAGGGACCCCCCCAGCAGGGACCCCCACAGCAAGGAGGCCCCCAGCAGGGACCCCCACAGCAAGGAGGCCCCCAGCAGGGACCCCCACAGCAGUGA
Dipodomys ordii (Ord's kangaroo rat) is the source of this 702-nucleotide messenger RNA. Its product is annotated as proline-rich protein 2-like. The transcript has 3 exons. The coding region runs from base 1 to 702 and encodes 233 amino acids. Lineage: Eukaryota; Metazoa; Chordata; Mammalia; Rodentia; Heteromyidae. The record is from RefSeq and is a predicted model, not a curated record.